AUGGCGCCCACAGCACCCAAAAAACGCCCCUCCAUCCGGUCCAAGACCUCGAAAUCCACUUCCGCUUCCACCACUACCACGAACUCAGGCUCGGGUCUCAUAUCCCGACCUAUAUCCCUAUCAUCCAACUCCAAGAAAGACAAACGAACCAUAAAAUCCAGUCUCUUCAAACACCGCAUCGAGAAAACACACUCCACGCCCACCUCCAAACGCCGCCGUCCUUCCAAGAAACUAGUAUCUAAUCUCGAUUCUCUCGCGGAUGCAUUGCCUGAUAUAGAAGAGAUGAGUGCGGGCAGGGCGAGCAAGGCGGGGGUAGGGAAGAUCAAGAUGGAUAGCUUGACGAGUGGGAAGGGCCUGAUGAGGCGGCGCGAGAAGGUCGAGGUGGUGGAGAGGGAGAGGUUUGGGAGGAAUCUGGGCUUGUUGAUGGGGAGUAUGAAUACGAGUGCGAGUAUGCCAACUGUUGUACCAAAGGUGGAGGGUGAGGCACCCCAGCCUCAGCCUUCAGCUACGACGAAGAGGUUCCAAGCAUUACGGGCGUGGAUUGGGGAGACGAUAGACAAGGAUAGCGCGUUUGAGGGGAAGUGA
Molecule: messenger RNA, 585 nt
Organism: Lachnellula hyalina
Lineage: Eukaryota; Fungi; Ascomycota; Leotiomycetes; Helotiales; Lachnaceae
Exons: 2
Coding region: 1-585 (194 amino acids)
Biological process (GO): maturation of SSU-rRNA from tricistronic rRNA transcript (SSU-rRNA, 5.8S rRNA, LSU-rRNA)
Cellular component (GO): 90S preribosome; preribosome, small subunit precursor; nucleolus
Source: RefSeq, a predicted model, not a curated record